UUACGGCAGAGCGUGUUCCUGGAGGUCAGACGAGAAGUCGAGUCCGGUAAUCAAGAGACGAAAAAACCGGUGUUUUUACCCGGUAAACUCCCUCAAAGACUCACUGUACGCGCUCACAGGAUAACGUCUGUCGGCGGCGGUGACUCCAGCUGCUCGUCGUCCAUCAGUUUAUCUCAUAUUUUGAGUUUUUGCGACAUAGCAAGCGCCUUGCUAACGUGUAGCCAGGUCGGCUUCGGCUAGCAGCUCACCUCCUCCCCGGCUCCAGUGCUCUCCUCCUCCUCCUCCUCCACCUCCUCCUCCACCUCCUCCUCGGAUCAUUUCACAGCCAUGGACAACUCACAAGGAUCAGGAGGAGCCAAAGCCGGUCUCGGGGGUCUCUUUGGAGGCGGUGCACCGGAAUACUCCAACACAGAGCUCGCCGGUGUUCCCUUGACUGGGAUGAGUCCUCUGUCCCCUUACCUCAAUGUCGACCCUCGCUACCUGGUGCAGGACACAGAUGAGUUCAUCCUCCCCACAGGUGCCAAUAAAACGAGAGGGAGGUUUGAACUGGCUUUCUUUACCAUUGGAGGAUCCUGUAUGACCGGAGCAGCAUUUGGAACUGUAAAUGGUCUCAGGAUGGGCCUGAAGGAGACUAGAGACAUGGCGUGGUCCAAACCUCGUAAUGUACAGAUUAUCAACAUGGUGACCAGACAGGGUGCUUCAUGGGCCAACACUCUGGGCUCUGUUGCCUUGUUAUAUAGUGUUUUUGGUGUGGCGAUAGAAAAGGCCAGAGGAGCAGAAGAUGACAUCAACACAGUGGCUGCUGGGACGCUAACUGGGAUGCUCUUUAAAUCAGGCAGUGGCUUAAAGGGCGUAGCGCGAGGAGGUCUGGCUGGUUUAGCCUUGUCUGGGGCCUACGCUCUCUACAACAACUGGGACCACAUCACCGGCUCCUCCUCGUCAUCCUCCAGACUGUACUAACGUCUCCCACACACAUCUGCUUCCACAUUGGGGCCAAAUAUCUCUCCUGGACACAGCCUUUAACCACAGCACUAAGAGGAAUUAGACUCUGGUCAAAUGCAGUGUGCUCUUACCGGGAAGUGUGAGUUGGUCCCAGUUCGCUGGUUCAACCCCCCCCUCACCCCCUCCAUAGCCACUUUCCUUUCCAGGAGCAUUCUGGGAAGUAAAAGAUGUGUUUUGAAAAGGAAGAUGUGAAAAUGCAGACUAAAUUCCACUGGGAGUCCAGAUGUUGACCGUCCUUUAACACCCCUCUCUUCAUAUGUCUUUAUCUUCUGAGGUAUUCCUUUCACUGAUCUGAUCAGUGGUGAGACGACCCUGCGAAGAUGUUAUUAUAUAGAGGUGUGUCAUUUGUUAUAUUAUUGUUUAAAAGAGAUUAUUAUUAGUCUUCAUUGAUGCUAGUUUUGAAACCAAUCAACCCAUGAAAUUUGGGUUAAAUGCGCCAAUUUAUAAGGUGACAUCUGGUGUGUGUGUGUAGCUCACCAGAUGAACAGCAGUGGAUUUCAGAUUUUGGACUGAAAGACUCUACAAACACAGAACUAAGCCUUACGAUCAGUUCUACUCUUGUAUUUAUUGAAGCGUACCUGCAGUGCUUUCUGUCUUACUGUGCAAAAAGAAAUCACUGUAAAGCUGUACUGGAAGUGCGUGCUGUUAAUGUGUCUCCAUCAAACCAGAUAUAAAAAAACUAUAAUAAAAAAAUGGGAAAUAUUGACAAAGA
Dicentrarchus labrax (European seabass) is the source of this 1714-nucleotide messenger RNA. RefSeq names its product translocase of inner mitochondrial membrane 23 homolog a (yeast) (gene timm23a). Gene Ontology annotation, biological process: protein import into mitochondrial matrix. Bases 328 to 960 code for a protein of 210 amino acids. Gene Ontology annotation, cellular component: TIM23 mitochondrial import inner membrane translocase complex; mitochondrial inner membrane. Lineage: Eukaryota; Metazoa; Chordata; Actinopteri; Moronidae. The record is from RefSeq and is a predicted model, not a curated record. Gene Ontology annotation, molecular function: transmembrane protein transporter activity. The transcript has 7 exons.